Messenger RNA from Pyrus x bretschneideri (Chinese white pear), 1665 nucleotides. Its product is annotated as LOB domain-containing protein 22-like. The transcript has a single exon. Bases 365 to 1315 code for a protein of 316 amino acids. Lineage: Eukaryota; Viridiplantae; Streptophyta; Magnoliopsida; Rosales; Rosaceae. The record is from RefSeq and is a predicted model, not a curated record.
UGCUUAUCUGGUUUUACCCAAAAAAUAGACCAACAACCUCUUUCUAUUUUUUGGCUAAUGAUCAGAUUAAGACACCAACCUAAAUUAAUCACAUUUCAUUAGCCAAAAAUAUCAAAAACUUCCCAACAGAAACCGUUAAGAUCUCUGCCUCUCUGUCUCUCUUGUGUGUCCACCUUUCCUCUCAUCUCUCCCCAUCCCUCAUUCCCCCUUCCAUCUUCACUUCCAUUGAGAAAAUAAGGGAAACCCCCCAGAAAAAAAAGCCUCAUCAAGAAAAAAAACCGCCUCUACCACCCCCGCCGGAAACGCAUCCGAUUCCAACAGCACCAACAACGCAUCAACCCCCAAAAAAGAAAAGAAAUUUAUCAUGAGUAGUAGUAGCCAUAGCCAUAAACACACUCAUCACAUUUCCACGACAACAACCAAAACACCACCAACCAAAGGCAACGCCAACGCCAACACGCAGGCUUGCGCUGCGUGCAAAUACCAGCGCAGAAAGUGCGCCUCUGACUGCAUUCUAGCCCCCUACUUCCCCCACGACCGCCAGCGCCAGUUCCUCAACGCUCACAAGCUCUUCGGUGUCAGCAACAUCAAGAAAAUCAUCAAACACCUUGACCAGCCGGACAAGGACGAUGCCAUGCGCACCAUCAUCUUCCAGUCUGACGUUCGCGCCAACGACCCUGUUGGCGGUUGCUACAGAAUCAUUUGCGAGCUGCAGCGCUUGAUCGAGUACAACAAGGCCGAGCUUGACAUUGUUCUUCACCAGCUAGCCAUAUGCAGAGCACAAGCACAAGAAGUUUACCAACAACACAAACCGAUUCAAAUGCCGGAAAUCGGAGAUCAAAACGCGUGCGAUCCGUCGAUUAAAGUGGACCCUUGGAGCUUGUACGGCAACCCAAUGGGGCAUUUUUAUUACAUUCAACAACCUCAGCCUCCUCACCAUGCAGUUGCACUGCAACAAGAACAAUCGCAACAACAACAACAACAACGAGUGCCUUAUGUGUUUGUUCAAAACAAUACUAAUAGCAACAACAAUAGUGACAGUACUAAUGGGGACCCACAUCCAUAUCCACAUCAACAUUUGUAUGAAGACUUGAGCAUGUGGGCCAUGCAGGAUUCUGUGUCUUGCUUGGAUAUCAAGCAAUGUGGUGGUGGGAUGAAUGGGAUUACCAACGUAUGUGAGGAUUUGAAGCCGUUCGUUGAUCAGAUUGCUUGUGGUGACGAUCAUGAGAGAAAUAAUGGGGAGGUGAUCGAUAUUAAUGGCGAUCAUCAACAAAGGUUAUUAGUGACAAACACAGAAUUACUCAUGUCAUCCUAAUGUUUUUUUUUUAACUUCAUUCAUUUAUUUAUUUAGUUUUUAUUUUUAAAUUGAGGUAGAUAGUUGGGUUAGGUUCGAGGGUAAGGUUGUUUUACCCCUUGAGCUAGAAAUCCCUAGGUGUUUUUUAAUUGUAAGUUAGCUAUUCUUCUUUGUGAUUUAAGAACUGAGUCAAUAAAAUGACCUUUGUUCCUAUUUUUAUUUUUUUUGUUCAAUAUCCAAAUUUAUUAGAGUUAGUUGUCUAACAUUAUUCUUGCGUUACAAAGAGAAAUUUAGACAACUAACCCCUCAAAAUCCCUCGAUGAUUGGUUGAACCCCCUCUGAGACUCCCUGGGAAGCAUUCGAAGCCCCUU